Molecule: messenger RNA, 2508 nt
Organism: Alligator sinensis (Chinese alligator)
Lineage: Eukaryota; Metazoa; Chordata; Crocodylia; Alligatoridae
Gene: DMRT3
Product: doublesex and mab-3 related transcription factor 3
Exons: 1
Coding region: 1-1026 (341 amino acids)
Molecular function (GO): protein binding
Source: RefSeq, a predicted model, not a curated record
AUGCAUGUAAAGGGGUUUGGGCUAGCUGAAUGGAUUAAUCCAACUGCCUUCUGCUUUACAGAUGUGGGUGAGGAACGCUUGGGGGACACGAGCGGAACAGACAAUGCUGAGACCUACAGUGACAAAGACACGGACCAAAGGAGUUCCCCAGAUGCGACAAAAGCCAAAAGCUGCUUCACUCCCGAGAGCCCUGAAACAGUGUCAGUAGACGAAGGAGGUUAUGCAGUACAGAAAAACGGUGGCAGCACAGAGAGCAGGCCAGACAGUCCCAAAUAUCAUGCAGAACAGAAUCAUCUCCUGAUAGAAGGUCCAUCGGGGACAGUUUCUCUCCCUUUCAGUUUGAAGGCCAACAGACCUCCACUUGAAGUGUUAAAAAAAAUCUUCCCCAACCAAAAGCCGACUGUGCUUGAAUUAAUCUUGAAGGGCUGUGGGGGCGAUCUGGUGAGUGCUGUUGAAGUCCUUUUGUCCAGCCGAUCGUCAGUAGCCAGUGGGGACAGAACUUCUGCGGAAUCUGAUGGUCUUGUUUUGCCUUCCAAUGGGCACAUUUUUGAACACACACUGAGUUCAUAUCCUAUUUCCUCUUCCAAGUGGUCUGUAGGAUCAGCCUUUAGAGUUCCAGACACACUGAGAUUUUCCACCGAUUCUAGUAAUGUUGUGCCAAAUCCUUUGGCUGUACCUUUACAGCACCCUUUCCCACAACCACCCCGAUACCCACUGAUGUUGAGGAAUACUUUGGCAAGAAACCAGUCCAGUCCUUUUCUACCUAAUGAUGUCACUUUGUGGAACACCAUGACGCUGCAGCAGCAGUACCAGCUGAGGUCCCAGUACGUCAGCCCUUUCUCUAGUAAUUCUACCACUGUCUUCCGAAGUUCGCCUGUCCUUCCUUCACGCUCGUCAGAAGAUCCUAGGAUUUCAAUCCCUGAUGAUGGAUGUCCAAUUGUGUCUAAACAGCCUAUUUAUACAGAAGAUGACUAUGAUGAAAGAUCUGAUUCUUCAGACUCUAGAAUACUCAAUACAUCGUCUUAGAAUGACAGUUGAUAUGUGAUAACUAAAUGAUAUUUGCAAAGCAGCUGAACUACUGGGCAUCAAGAAGAGGGAGGCAUUCCCUAUGAACUUCUUGCAAUUAAAUAAAAAAAUGACUUUGCUUGGUGUACUGUACUUUAGCAAUAAAGACAUAACUUAUUUAAUUUCUUGCACUUCACUGGAUAAUGCCAAAUAGCUAUACUUUAGUGCUGAAUGUUCAUUACAAAAGAAGACUCUUACGCUAAGAAUAGUUGUGGGACUAUGGAACAUUUAUAAUGGAAUCUAAAACUGAUGGUCUGCCUUGCUCCUUAACUCAGACAACCGGGAAUGUUAAAAUAGAAUACUUGAAUGCUGUUUUAUAAGAGAGGAUUCCUCAGGACACAAGAAAUCAAACAAAAGUAGUUCAGUUGCAAAUGGACUAAAACAGGGACCUUAUACUCCUAUGACAAUAAUCAUCCAUGCAUUAAAAAAGACUUACUGCACAUAGGAUUAGUGUGAACUGCUUCUGUGCUGUUUAAGCUUGGACACUUUUUAGAGACAAAUAAUAUUAAGAAUUAUUCUUUUCACAUGGAUAGGUCAAAACGUGUAAUGUCAGUGUAAAACCAAUUACAGCUGUGAAUUGCAUGAAAUGUAUUGUGAAAUGAACACAAGAUUAAACAUUGUCAGGUUAAUGUAGCAUGCUAAGGACUCUAGAAAAAUAAACUAAGAAGAUUAUCUUGGUUGUCAUUCAUACUUGGGAAAAGAACCUUUCUGAAGAUAGAAGGCCAGAUACUUUGCUGGCAUAAAUGUAUCUAGCUUCAUCAAUGCCAGGGGAAGUAGGCCAUUUUGUACAUGUGGAGGAUCUCACCCGCUAUGUUGAAGCCAGUGAAUGAGUAUGACAGUGAAUAAAAAUCCAUAAAGGUGUUGUGUCUUGAAGAUAUGUGUAAUAGGGUUGUGAGGGCUCGGCAGAGUAAAGCAGAGUUUGUUAUUUUAGAGAAAAGAGAAAUAAAGGAUGUUACUGCAUAGCUCCUUUUUUUCCUCUGAUUGAGUGGCAUGGAGGAGAGGUCCUAUGACAAUAGAAGACAUUAAAGCAACUUGUAAUUUACAAAUAUUUAAUGCUUUCAGAUUCAAGAAUGAUUUAUUGCACGUGUGCAUGGUAUUAAUUCAGUCCCUUUCAUGAGCACGGCAAAGCGGCACUAAGCACCAUCUCCAAUGCUAUACUAAUUAAAACACUAUAGUAAUUGCGCGUCUUUUAAAGCAUGCUCUAGAUUUCCAGCACAAUUUUUAAGCCUUUCGCUAAAGACCACAUAUGCUUGUUAGCUCAUUGGUAGUACUGUAACCCCUAUUUUAAUGUAGGUAAAACAUAAUGGGGUGUUCAUUAUGUUCCCCAUCAAAACAAUUCCAGUGCUAACACAUCAGGGCCCUGAAGCCGAAUGGAUGCAGCUCCAAUACAAAUUGGACACGUUAAUAUAAAUUCUGUUGCAGAUCAGUGGCACCUCUGUUCUA